AUGGCCAUCAACUAUCUGAUCCUGUAUUGUCUCGUUGAAGGGCAGUCCGCAUCGAAUGCCUUCUACGUCAACGCUAAACCUACGGAAGCUGUUUGUGAUUUGAAGGUCCACAUCAAGACCGAGAAUCCUAACACGUUCAUCGGAGUUGAUGCUAAGGAUCUUACCCUCUGGCGUAUUCUCAUCCCUUCCGGUAAUCUGCGCUCUGCCAUCACAGUUAAUGCCCUUGACGACGACAACAAGACUGAGCUAGACAAUCUGAGGAAACGCCUCUCCGAGGUGUUUCCCAAGAGUCCCGAUGACAACACAUACAUCCUUGUCCGGCGACCCCCUUCAGAACUGUAUUUGCCGGCCUACAAAAAAAUCCGUAUUACCGAACGCUGGCAAUAA
Molecule: messenger RNA, 387 nt
Organism: Linnemannia hyalina
Lineage: Eukaryota; Fungi; Mortierellomycota; Mortierellomycetes; Mortierellales; Mortierellaceae
Source: the annotation of a GenBank genome assembly